Molecule: messenger RNA, 171 nt
Organism: Penicillium oxalicum
Lineage: Eukaryota; Fungi; Ascomycota; Eurotiomycetes; Eurotiales; Aspergillaceae
Exons: 1
Coding region: 1-171 (56 amino acids)
Source: RefSeq, a predicted model, not a curated record
AUGGGCGGGCAACGCAGGAAGGGACUCGCAAUGCCUGGCAGAGCAUUCAAAGCACCAGCCACAGAGGACCUCCCGAGUUGUGGCGCCACACCACCCGCCCGCUUUGUCAUCCCGCACGUGCCACCCAUCUUCAGACUGGGACUCUGGAUUGAAGCCGUCCACCCUCGAUGA